Hydatigera taeniaeformis is the source of this 2052-nucleotide messenger RNA. Lineage: Eukaryota; Metazoa; Platyhelminthes; Cestoda; Cyclophyllidea; Taeniidae. The record is from the annotation of a GenBank genome assembly.
AUGGCUGAGAUUGCGUUCAUGUCGGUUGACCCGGAUCAUGAAACCUCUGCUCACGAUGACAGUGAGAAUUGUGAUGUUUAUGAUGAGGUCGAUACCCAUGUUCCGAAAAUGAAGGAGAUCGAGGACCGCCUCAGUAGCAUUAAAGGGAAAGUAGAACCUGGGACGGAGGUAUUAGAGAUUUGUGAAGAUACCGUCAAUCCUCAUAAAAAAGUCAAUGCUGAAGACUUUAAGGUUCUAAAGGUCAUUGGUAAAGGUGGUUAUGGAACAGUGUUUCUUGUUCAAAAAAUAACCAAAAGUCCUGAUAAAGACAAGUUUUAUGCGAUGAAGGUCUUAAAGAAGGCAAAGCUGAUUCGUAACGAGAAGAACACCGUUCACACCGUCUCUGAACGCAAUAUUCUGCAAAUGCUUAAGCACCCUUUUCUUGUGCGGCUGCAUUAUGCCUUCCAAAACCGUUCCAAUCUCUACAUCGUACUUGAGUACUGUCCUGGAGGUGAAUUGUUCAGAUACUUAGAGCGGGAGUGCUUUCUCAUGGAAGAUGCUGCGUGCUUCUACAUAGCCGAAAUCGCUCUAGCCAUAGGUCAUCUCCACUCUCUCGGCAUUAUUUACCGUGAUCUCAAGCCUGAAAACAUUCUCCUGGAUAAGGAUGGUCAUGUCAAAUUGACGGAUUUUGGCCUAUCCAAAGAGGGUGGCAUCAACUGGGACGAUGUCUACAAUCGAAGGAUGGAGCCGCCAUAUAGGCCGGAGCUCGCCUCCGACUCUGAUGUUUCAAUGUUUGAUCCCAGUUUCACUGCAAUGAAACCGGUCGUCAGUCCAGGCAACUCUGAUGAGCCUGUGCCCUCCGACCUAUUCCAAGUGCGUUCUGCCUACUCACAACUUUUCAGCCAAUCGUUGCGCGAAAGCGCGGGUGUCACGCCCACGUGUUUUGGUGAAAUGAGGAUGGCGACUGGUGUGGCACCGUGUGAUGGCGGGUCAGUCUGGCUGCAGUGUUGCAUGCAAAAUGCUGUCGCCUCACCACCUCCACCACCACCACCGCAAACGCAGCACUUGCACUGCUUUCUCAAGCAGCUCCAUUGGAGCAGCAGCAGCCUGAAACGCGGACGUGACGCAGGGGUGAUUGUGAUCACUGGAGAAUGCAUUGCAUUGCAUUGCAUUGGCACUGUCCUCCACCGUGCUCCACUUCCACCUUUCCAUCUGCGCUCGUCAGCAGAUUGCACAAGGUGGGCUUUGGUGCGAAUUGAGGCCUCACCGAAUGGUCCACUGCCCAGUGGCUGUGCCCACCAAUCUGACAAACAAAGGGCACUGCUUUGCAGUUCCGCACUCGGCGCUACUCCAACGACGCGUAGAGGAGUGGCGUCAGUGGAUGAGGCGCCUCUGCUCGGUGCACGUGAUGCAUCACCAGACGCCUUCAGAACAACUCGAGGGCUAGGGGUGUCUCCGCGAGGCAGCGAGCAAAUGGACACCGAUACUCCCCCAUCAACACAUGUGUGUGGAGUGGAUUUGCGUGACUUCUCCAUUCCUACACGCACCAUGCAACCGCGCGACAUAGGCGGCAACUACGGUGGAUUGUCGCGAGUGUGUGAGGACGAUGACGAGGAUAACAUCCCUGGUGCGAAAGCAAUUCGCGCCAAUGGGGGUGGUAGUGAAGCUGUCUCCUCCCGAGCCUCUCACACACGUGUGUCGUCUGCUGCCAAGCCUACCUCACGUCCAAAGUCCUCCGCUGCUACUGCCACUCAGUUGACGACGACCACCACCACCACCAACAAAAGCAGCCCACGUCGGCUGGCCGACACGAAGCCUUGCUCCUAUCCCAAUCUCCUAAUCACCCGCACCGGUGAAACAGCCACCUCCAAUGGACAUCCCUCCUCCGGUGAUCUCUCCAAUGCGAUGCCAUCGGGAGGUAGUGCGCUAGCGCAGGACUCACUCAGUGUACACAGUGCCAUCUCUUCGGCAUCCACUGCCAUUCACGCGAAAUCGCACCACCGUCAUCAUUUGCAUCGUCAGGUGUCGUCUGGAAGCACCAACGGAAAGGAUGCCAAAUGCUCUCUAAUGUGA